Hyaena hyaena (striped hyena) is the source of this 1254-nucleotide messenger RNA. RefSeq names its product myeloid cell nuclear differentiation antigen-like. Bases 420 to 1160 code for a protein of 246 amino acids. The transcript is spliced from 4 exons. Gene Ontology annotation, molecular function: double-stranded DNA binding. Lineage: Eukaryota; Metazoa; Chordata; Mammalia; Carnivora; Hyaenidae. The record is from RefSeq and is a predicted model, not a curated record. Gene Ontology annotation, biological process: positive regulation of interleukin-1 beta production; activation of innate immune response; cellular response to interferon-beta. Gene Ontology annotation, cellular component: nucleolus.
AAGUUCUAUGUUGAAACUCCUCUCGGACAUUCUUAAAAAAUAAAAUAAAAUAAAAAAGUGAUAAUUUAACUCUAAUGUUUGAUGGUCACUGAAAUGUUCAAGAGAAAGCUUCUCUGACUCUUCGUCUCUCACUAAGAAAAGCCAAAGGUAAAGACAUGGAUGGGAGGAGUGUCAGGAAAAGUUUCCUAAAAAGGACAUCAUAGGGCGGGCUCCUGACGCUCACCAAUGGCAAUUCCUCACGUAAUCUUGGACGUAGUUCAUCUAUAAAGCAUUUCUGGUGGCCGAAUCCUGCAGUUCAGUUUGUGAGAGCUUUGCUGUUACAUCUUCCGACUCAAACCAAACCUACAUCGAUCGCUGUAUUUCCGAAGGAGAUCUCAAUAGCUGGACGACUGCGGAGAAUUCUCAGUGAGAACCCGACUAUGCAAGCCCAAAGUCAAGUGGCUCCUAGAAGACCUGCCCUUCAAAAGGACCCCAUGACGGUGAUGGUACUGAAGGCAACAGACCCAAUUGAAUAUGGAUCCCCAGGACAGAGAAAAACAAAAGUGUUUCUUGCUACAGUGGCUACUUCCAAUCAAGUGUUCCAAGUGAAGGUUUUAAACUUCAAGCUGAAGAAGGCAUUCAAAGAAAAGAAUGUCAUUAUUCUGUCACAAUACAUUCGAUACAAAAAUGUCCUGGAGAUAAAUCAAAGGUCAAGUGUGCUAAAAGCUCCUGAAAACCAGACGAUUGAGGUCCCAGAAAGGAUCUGGAUAAGAGCACAAAACCCUCCCAAGAUUAUAGCUCUUCGCCAGGAAAAUUCAGAUAAUCUUCCAACAAUAGUGUCUGGAUUGUUUCGCUUAAAAAAGAAAAAAGAUAGAAAGAAGACGACAGCCUAUGUAAUAGAAGAUGAUACAGGAACGAUGGAGGUCGUGGGGAGUGAAAUAUGCUACGGCAUCAGGUGUGAGGAAGGAGACAUACUUCGACUCUUCUGCUUUUAUCUGAAAAAAAUCAAGGAAGACCUGAAACUGAUAAGUGGAAAGUACAGCGUCCUUGAGGUCUUCAAUACGAACAACCAAGAACAACCAAGCAGUCUUACCAUAAAGCUGCAAUUUGAAAUGAAUUCCCCUCAGAAGCCAAGAGGCAUUAACUGUACUAUUAAAAUGGAGAAUACCGCUGAAGAAUAGUUUCAGUAGAAGUCGUCCAGCACAUGGAGAGCUUCUGCUCUCUGCAUUAUAGAUUUCAUCGCUUCUUUUAAAAUAAAAUUACUUGUGGGGAUGA